AUGACAAUGAACCCUAAACAAUCAAUGAAAAUCUAUAAUCUAACAAUUUUCUUCUAUUAUCGUCAUUCAGGUGGCAUUAUUGGCAUAGAGAGAUUUGUCAUAAAACUGUCUAACAGACUUCACAAAAGAGAAGUAAAAGCCACAACAGAUUUUUUCUGUGCUUAUAUGCACUUCUUGCUUUUUCUCUUCGUGAACGUCAUCCCCCUCUCGGCCAUUCCAUCUUUAUGGUUGUCAUAUAGAUUGACCCAGUCUUGGGGCCGCAAGCAUGUCCUAGUGUGUGGAUCAGUACUUGCAAUCUUUGGAAGCCUAUUGACUGCUUGGUUUCCUAAUGCUAUAUUUGGCUUCAUUGGCUUGGCCAUUACUGGAUGUGGCGUGGGGUUUCUCCUUCAGGUAAUUCCUAUGAUAUGCCACGAGACUAAUAUCGGAGAUGCCCAAGGCCGUACGUCCUAUGCUUUCAACUACAUGCUUACGUGUGGAAGCACAGUGGCGAAAGGUAUAAAUCUAGCCGCAUCCCGCAACUUCGUAAAUGGAUGGCGGUGGAGCUUAGUUGGGUGUGGCAUUUUUGCCUCUCCAUUGCUCCUGUUAUCAGUUCUGCUUAAUGAGACACCGCAGUUUCUCAUUAAGCAAGGGCGAGUGGAGGAGGCAAAAGUAACCCUCCGGAGGAUACGGAAAUCUGGAGCAGAAGUGGAGCUUCAACAGUUAGCUCGCCGAAUUGAAAAUGAAGACAAGAAGCUCUGGAAGAAGCUGCUACACUCACCAGUUUUGGUGAUUAAUGUAGCCGCACAAAUUUUCCAGCAAGUCUUAGGCUUAGACUCCAUCCUCUUUUUCGGGCCUAUGUUCUUCGAGUGGAUUGGGUACACCUAUCAUGCCGCAUUUAUAGCUUCAUUCAUUGUUGGUGCAAUUCGAACUGCGAUGGCUGGUCUUACAUUAUUGAGCUACACUUUAUUCAGGCGGCGAAGAACUCUUCUUUUUGCAUGUGCUGGCAUGCUUAUCUCCAUGGGUACUUUGUUUGUUAUCUUCCAUGGAGCAGAUCCUCUAUUCCACCGAAGGCAACAGAGUGACUACCUUACUAUUGUCCCCAGCAUCCUCCUCAUAGCUGGUUAUAGUCUGCUUUCGGGCCCUCGGGGUUGGACAGAGGCAGCAUACCCUGAAGAUAUCAGAGCUUUAGGUACAUGUUGUGAGACGACAGUAUAUUUAUUCAUGACAAUAGUCAUGAAUCUCGUUACGUUGCCUCUUAUUUGUGCCUUGAAGGCAUGGGUAUUUGCUUUGCUAGCUGUUGUGGUUCUCUGUCUAGGAGGUAUGAUAUACAAGUUCUUACCAGAGAUAGGGAAGAAGGAAGGCGAGCUGCCAGAAGAAGAGAUUUGGAAACUACAUUGGUUUUGGAAGAGGUUACUUCCAAAAGAUGGUAGUGCGGAUGGAGUGUAGUAGGCCUUUUGUAUUUAGAGUGUAGUGCUUUGUACUAGUUUCUAUUUUGUAUGAGUACAGUAUUAAGAAUUUGGUUCUGGUAAAAGUACAGACUAUAAGAAUCAGAUCUUCUUUGUAAUAAAUUUCUAGUGACAGAUUUUAAUUCCAGUUCCAAAUUAUCCUGCCUUACGUAAAUAAUUUCAG
Lycium barbarum (goji berry) is the source of this 1608-nucleotide messenger RNA. RefSeq names its product sugar transport protein 9-like. Gene Ontology annotation, biological process: transmembrane transport. Lineage: Eukaryota; Viridiplantae; Streptophyta; Magnoliopsida; Solanales; Solanaceae. Bases 1 to 1425 code for a protein of 474 amino acids. The record is from RefSeq and is a predicted model, not a curated record. Gene Ontology annotation, molecular function: carbohydrate transmembrane transporter activity. Gene Ontology annotation, cellular component: membrane. The transcript is spliced from 3 exons.